This is a messenger RNA of Akanthomyces muscarius, 1164 nucleotides long. RefSeq lists its product as uncharacterized. Gene Ontology annotation, molecular function: actin filament binding; phosphatidylinositol binding. NCBI's taxonomy places the organism in Eukaryota, Fungi, Ascomycota, Sordariomycetes, Hypocreales, Cordycipitaceae. Gene Ontology annotation, biological process: actin cortical patch localization; actin filament bundle assembly. The transcript has 3 exons. Gene Ontology annotation, cellular component: actin cortical patch. The coding region runs from base 1 to 1164 and encodes 387 amino acids. The record is from RefSeq and is a predicted model, not a curated record.
AUGGGCAUCAACAACCCCCUCCCCUCCUCCAUGCAAUCGGAGUGCAAGAAAUGCGGCAAGAUUCUCGCCUCCUUUGUCAACCCCCGCCAAGCGUUUGGCCCCGAAAAGGUCAUUCCGCCCUCGAUCCUCGCCAACGCAAAGGGCCUGGCCAUCAUCACGGUCCUCAAGGCCGGCUUCCUCGGCAGCGGCCGCUUUGGCAGCGGCCUCGUCGUCGCGCGCCUGCCCGACGGCUCCUGGAGCGCGCCCUCAGCCAUUGCCACGGCCGGCGCCGGCUUCGGCGGCCAGAUCGGCUUUGAGCUGACCGACUUUGUCUUCAUCCUCAACGACGCCAGCGCCGUCAAGACGUUUGCGCAGGCCGGCUCGCUGACGCUCGGCGGCAACGUCUCCCUCGCCGCGGGGCCCGUCGGCCGCAACGCCGAGGCCGCUGGCGCCGCCUCCCUCAAGAGCGUCGCCGGCAUCUUCAGCUACUCCAAGACAAAGGGCCUCUUCGCCGGCGUCUCCCUCGAGGGCUCCGCCAUCAUCGAGCGCCGCGACGCCAACGAGAAGCUCUACGGCACCCGCUACACCGCCCAGCAGCUCCUCACCGGCUCCGUCUCCCCGCCGCCCCAGGCCGGCCCCCUCAUGGACAUUCUCAACUCGCGCGUCUUUAGCGGCAUGCGCGCCGGCGCGAGCGUCAGCGACGAAAGCAUCUACAACGACGUCCCUGUCUACAGCGACAGCCGCGACGACUUUGACCGCUUCAACAGCAGCACGAGCGGCAACGGGCCUGCGGGCCCGCGACGGACGAAUACCUGGCAGGACGAGACGUACGACCGCGACCAGGGUUACAACGCCCCCUCGAGAGCCGGCACCUUUUCCUCGUCGCACAACAAUCACAACAGCAGCAACAAUGGCUACUACGAUAACCCGCCCUCGGACCGUAAGCAGGCUCCCGGUCGCCCAUCGGCCCCGAAACCGACAUUCAACACGGCCGCGUCGCUGAACAAGAACGAGGCCAUUGCGCUAUACAACUUUGACGCGGACCAGCCUGGCGACUUGGGCUUCAAAAAGGGCGACGUGAUUACGGUGCUGAAGAAGACGGAGAGCGACAACGACUGGUGGACUGGCAUGGUUGGCACGAGACACGGUAUAUUCCCUAGCAACUACGUCAAGAUGAGGACCUAG